Messenger RNA from Cannabis sativa, 537 nucleotides. RefSeq lists its product as uncharacterized. NCBI's taxonomy places the organism in Eukaryota, Viridiplantae, Streptophyta, Magnoliopsida, Rosales, Cannabaceae. The transcript is spliced from 2 exons. Bases 1 to 537 code for a protein of 178 amino acids. Gene Ontology annotation, molecular function: RNA-DNA hybrid ribonuclease activity; nucleic acid binding. The record is from RefSeq and is a predicted model, not a curated record.
AUGAAGAUAUCACUGCGAAAUUAUGCUACAUGCUUGCUUCCCCCGACAGUAGAGGUGCUUCCUCAUGGCUGGUCGACCCCUCCUGAAGACUGGAUCAAAAUUAACUGUGAUGUGAAGGUUGGUGGUGAGUCCAUGUGCAUAGUUGCUUUGGCUAGAGAUCAUGUGGGGAUGGUUUUGUGGGGUGCGACCAACUUCCUCAACUUCACAGAUCCUUUGAUCGGCGAGGUGGCGGUGUGUCAGCUUGCUUUGGAAACUGCUACUGUUAGGAAGUAUGAUUUUAUCCUUAUUGAGAGUGAUUCAGAAGUAGUUAUAAAUGCUAUUAAAGGUGUCCAUUCCAAUUGGAAGAUUGUUAACUAUUUGUCUGUUUGUAAUCAACUCUCUAAGAAAUUUUUAUCUUGUAAUUUUUCUUUUAUUCCUAGAAGUUGUAACUUUGCGGCUCAUAAUGUCGCUAGAUGGGCUUAUGCUCAGAAUAUCUUGGAUAUUGUAGAACCCUCUGCUAUACCUAACACUAUCCUGUGUAAUAACUGUGAGGUCUAA